Trichomonas vaginalis G3 is the source of this 2844-nucleotide messenger RNA. RefSeq lists its product as uncharacterized. The record is from RefSeq and is a predicted model, not a curated record. The coding region runs from base 1 to 2844 and encodes 947 amino acids. NCBI's taxonomy places the organism in Eukaryota, Parabasalia, Trichomonadida, Trichomonadidae. The transcript has a single exon.
AUGCACAUUGAAGAAUUAAAGAGAGUAAAAAAUUCAAUCGGAAAAAAAGAAUUUCAAAAGUUAUUACUGAAAUACAAUGGUAAUAAAAAGAUCGAGAAAAUGAAAAUACGAUAUGAAAAUGAUGAGUCAAGUGAAAGUGGAUUAGAAGAUAAUGAUAUAAAAGGAUCUGCUCUAUCCCAAGAAGAAUAUGAUGAUCUUUUAUCAAAACUUCAAAAAAAUGAAGAAUGGCUCAAAUUUGUGAAUUCUCAAAACCAAAAAAAACCUUCAAAACGCAAAAGGAAAAUUAAAGACAGCACAUAUAAGCCGGAUGUCAAAACUUGCUAUCACAGUGCUGCUGCAAAACAAGAAUUUCCAAUUCACGAAGAUAAAAUAGGAAUGUCAGAUUUUCCAAUUGUUUGUGAUUAUACUAAAACGAAUCAAGUAAAAAAACCAAAAACCACUGCAGCUGUCAUCAAAUAUCAAACACGGCAGGAUCAUUUUGCUUUGACUAGAAAUUCUCAACAAGUAUUUAAUUCUGCUUUAAUUCAACAAUUUCAUAUUCAGAACCUUUUAAAUUUCAGUAAUUUUAUACUAUAUGAUAAAAAGUCAAUUAAUUACGAUUCUGUAUUUGUCAUUAGAAAUGUACUGAAUCUUUUAAAUCAAGAAUCGAAGAAUCUUAUUGGAUUACAAAAACAAUUUUUGGAGAAUUUUAGUAAAUAUGAUGCAUAUGCAAAUUUAAUGAGUUCAUCAAAUAAGAAAUCUUCAAAUCACAAACAAAGUACACAUGAUAAGCAGAUCGCUUCUGACGUUUCAGCUAUUACUCUUCCUGCUCCUGCAACGUUAUCUCAAGAAAACAGUAUUCAGACAAAUUCUAUAGGAACGAUUUUUGGCGAAGUUGACGAAGGCCCAGUACCAUGUGGCAUUAACGAAAAUGAUGAUUCUUUGCUUGAAAAAAUUUUGCCAAAUGAUAAUGAAUCAUACAGAAAUCAGUCAGAUUCUUUAGGCAUGAUAUUUGGCGAAGUUGAUGAAGGUCCUGUACCAUGUGGCAUUAACGAAAAUGAUAAUAAGAUCAUUGAAUCACAUGUUAAAGAUCAAAUUCUUUUGAAAGCUGAUGUUCAAUCAUCAAUAAUGGAUAACCCAAUUUUAUUUGGAAACACCCAAUGCCUUAAAGACAAUAAAGGUAGAAAAUUCAUUAAUUUGAAUUUACGAUUAAAUGAAACACAACUUGCUUCGUUAAUUGUUCAACCGGAUACUAAUGAAACUGAUAUUUUGAAACAAGAAAUUGAGCUGAAAACACAAUCAUUCUUACCUCAAUUGUUUGUAUACAUGGAUCCUACUGAGAAAAAACAGCAUGAUUCUGACAAUGAAAUGCUUUUAGUAACAUUUUCAACAGAAAUCCACAAGUAUAUUGCAGCAUUCAAAGCAAGUAUACCUGAGGAUAAGCAUAAUACGCGUGCAUACAAGCUUAUUUCAGAAAUUGAAGCAGUUAUUAAUCGAGAUUUCAAAGAUGUAUAUGAUAUUAAAAAUCUCUUGAUAACAUAUUAUAACACUAAAAGUCAUUCUGCAAUAACUCGCAUGAGUAAUCCAGAAGAAUUUAUGCAAAGAAGCGAUAAACUGUUCAAUGAAGAUUUACACAUGCAAUUCUUUGAUCCUCUUUUCAAAGCAUUAGAUUAUUCGUAUUUUAUCGCAAUUAAUUCUUCCUGCAAAAAUAUCGCCUGCAAGAAAACUCCUCCUUACUUAGUUAUUGAUGUUGAUUGUUUAAGGAUAGAUUUGUAUAGAUUUUGGAGAAUUGAAGGCUCACCAUAUGAAUAUAGAAUUAGCGCGAUUGUUGCUCAUUCGACAAAUCAUUUUUAUAUUUACAUUUGCACAGAUCAUUAUCAUCCUUUCACAUGCAAAUGGAUAUUAAUUGAUGCUGAUAAAUAUUAUACACUAACAUUUGAUGAAAUAGCAAUUAUUAUAAAUAAUCGUAAAUGUCCUUUAUCAGGUCAUGAUCAAGCAAUGCAUGGUCAAGUUGGAAUGCUGUUUUAUAAAAGAAUUUUAAAUACUGAAUUUCUUCAAUUUAAUGGAUUGAAAUCAUGUGUAUACCUUAAUAGAUUUUUGCCAAAGCUGACAAGUAUCAUUAAUGCUUAUCAUCCAAAUCCUUCAGAAAUCUGCCUCUAUUUAAUGCACAUCCUCGAACAAGAUGAUAUAAUAUAUUUAAUAGGAAAGAUCAAAUCAAGUGCUAACAAUCAAUAUUCUACAAUUGUUAUAUCAGUGAAAAAUCAAGUUUAUAAACUGGAUUUUAUUCCAAAGUCUAAAUUUGAUGAAUGUGCUCAAGAAAUUAGAGAUUUAGCAGGGCAAAAUCUAUCAAAUUUGGAACUAAAAUCCAAAAAGAACCCUUUUAAAUUAUUCUCGCAGAAUGAUAUGUUAGAAGUUAUAUCAGUUGAAUUAACAAAUAAUACAAAUCAAAAUUUUCUUGCUUCUGGAAACCAUUAUUCCGCAGUUAUUGGAAGAAGUCAAACAUUAUAUGACAAUUUUUAUAAGCAGCAUCAUUUGUCAACAGCAAAAUGGGUAAAAAUCAAAGCGAAUGGGCAGCUUGAAGUCGACUUACAUAAUAUGAGUUCUCAGGAUAUUUUUGAGCCUCUAGAUAUAGAUGAAACUCCAACAUUUACUAUUGCAACUUUUGUUGUUUCUUUUACCAAUGAAGGAGAAGCUUUAAUGAUUACCCUCUCGGUACAAAAAGGAUACAAUAUUAUAAGUAAUAUUUACGAUACAUGCGAAACUAUAACAUAUGCAGUUUCCAGUAAAAAUAUUCAAAUGCCUAAUUUAUAUAUAGAUAAUUCCGAGAAAAAAAAUGCUCAGUCGAUUUUUAGAAGAUUUCAUUAA